GUGUGUGUGUGUGAGUGUGUGAGUGUGGUCAGUCCAGUUCAGCACACAGUGGUGUGCAGGUCCGGAGGAUCAGACCAGCAUCCGACCCGGGUCGGUCCGGACUCUGUCUGGCUCGGUACUGAAGCACAGUUCGGUGCUGUCCACUAUGCUCGGGUGGAGGCUGGGCAGCGCCGUGUUCUGGAUGAAGCGACCCGUCAGAGGAGACUGACGAGGCAGCUGGAGGCUCUGGAGAAAGACAACUUCCAGGACGACCCUCUGUCCUCCCUCCCCCCCCCGGGUCCGACUGCACGCCUACCUGCCUUCAGUGAGACAGAAGAACCAGAGAAGAAGAAGAGGAAGACGCGUGGUGAUCACUUCAAGCAGCGCUUCAGGAAGAACUUCACCACCCUGCUGGAGGAGGAGAACCUGUCAGAGAAGCCGGAGCCAAACUACCUGUCGGCGGCGGCCCCGCCCUCCUCGCUGCCCCCCCGUCACUUCUGCUGUGUCUGUGGUUUCCUGUCGCAUUACACCUGUACGACCUGCGGGGGGCGCUAUUGCAGCACCAAGUGCCUGUGCACACACAGAGAGACCAGGUGUUUGAAGUGGACGCUCUAACUGUCGCCUUGUUGCCGUGGUGAUGGUGGCUUUAAACAGGAUGUGACGUCAGCAGUGAUGUCACAGCGUACUGGAGUACACGUGUGACAUCACUGGACCGCUUAGCUUAGCUUAGCAUAAAGACUGGAAACAAAGGGUCAGCCUGGCUCCGAAGCUCCUGAUCCAGACGUGUCCCAGCUGUACUUGAAUGCAUCACCGCACGCUAACAUGACGCUACGUGUCACGUGUUCGUUUGUUGAUUUAUAAAUAAAGUUAGUUUGAACACCAA
Larimichthys crocea (large yellow croaker) is the source of this 862-nucleotide messenger RNA. RefSeq names its product zinc finger, HIT-type containing 1 (gene znhit1). Gene Ontology annotation, biological process: chromatin remodeling. The record is from RefSeq and is a predicted model, not a curated record. NCBI's taxonomy places the organism in Eukaryota, Metazoa, Chordata, Actinopteri, Sciaenidae. The transcript is spliced from 6 exons. The annotation marks the transcript as partial.